GAGGAGCUUUGAAGCCUCAAGGAAGACAUUGAAUGCAUUUUGCAGCUUAUGCGGGCUGCAUACGGGCCGCACGGAAUCUCCAGUGAGCUUCACGGGGUGUAUGCGGGCGCAUGACCCCCGUAUGUGAACAGUGUUUUGCUACAGUGCCGUGAACAGUACCUGGUGAACAGUAUUUUUGCUGCGGUGCCGUGCAGGCAGAGAGACUCACGGGCAAGCUUGCGCCCGCGUAGAUUUUCCAGUGAACUUCACGGGCAAGUGUGCGCCCGUAUACCGGCCGCAUGUGAACCGUAACAGUGAACAGUAACAGUGCUACAGUAUAUAUUGCUACAGUAAAUUCCGCAGUUUUUCACUGUUUCAAAACCCGUUUAAACCCCAACAUACCAGUAUGGCUUGGAGAAAAUUUGCAGGCGCUAGAGACACUUGAGCUUCGAUACAAUAUGCUUACUGGAACUAUUCCUCCACAAUUGGGAAACCUCACAUAUCUUCAUCUUAUUGAUGUUUCAAAUAACCAUCUAUCAGGUGCCAUACCACAUAGUUUUGGCAACUUCAGUGCCAUGAAAACUAAUCUUGGAAGAGGUUGGUCAGGCAUAUAUGAUUAUGUGAACAAUAUUGACAUAAAUAUGAAAGGAAGAGAAUUUCAGUUGGAAGGGAGAAUACCAUCAUUAUUUAUUUGCAUUGACCUCUCAAAUAAUAUAUUAUCAGGAGAGAUACCCGAAGAGCUAGCGCACCUUUCAUUUCUGCAGAGCUUGAAUUUAUCCAGAAAUCAAUUAUUAGGACAACUUUCAGAAAAAGUUGGAGAGCUUAGGUGGUUGGAAGUUCUUGAUUUAUCAGUGAAUAAUCUUUCAGGGGCUAUUCCUCAAACAAUGACCAACUUAACUUCAUUGAAUCAUCUGAAUUUAUCAUACAACAAUUUCUAUGGUGAAAUUCCACACGGUGGGCAAUUGCAAGUGCUUCCAGAUCCAUCUAUUUAUUCUGGCAACCCAGGUCUAUGUGGUUUUCCAUUAGAUAAAAAGUGUGAGAUUACAGCACCAGCACAACCACCCUCGUUGCCAAACAAUGAAGGUGAAAACAACUUGGAGACCAUAUGGUUUUAUUUGAGCAUGCCACUGGGAUUCAUGUUUGGGUUUUGGGCAAUUUUUGGUGCAUUGAUACUGAAAGAGAGCUGGAGGUAUGCUUAUUUUCGAUUUAUUGAUCAUAUUUAUAAUAAGAUCUAUGUUAUUGUUGCUGUGAAUCUAAAAACAAUGAAGAGAAAAUGCGGCCUUGCUAGUGAAUAGUGUUACCUUGUCUUCUUGGAAGCCAAAAUAAAAUAUUACAAUCCAUAUUAAGUAUAACAAGAGCAAGUUGGUGCUACGAGGUUAUGCAGAGUUUAGCAUUUUACUGCCUACUUGUAUUAAUUAUAUGCAUAAACUGUCAUGAGAACUCUUUUGAGAAUGUAAUUUUAAUUUGUUAUGAAAUGUUAUCCAAUGUAUUUAUUUAUUCUCUCAUGUUAAUGUUAGAGUUAAUAGAGCAUAUUAUAUGUAAGUCGAACACAUCAAUGUGCUUGAUCUUCCUGUGUUAGUGAAAGUUUUCAGUGAGUAUAUAUAUACUUGACAAAGCUUCUCAAAAGACAAAGCUUCAACAGAAGUGAUCCAGGUUCUUCAAUUUUUCAACUAGUUUAUAUGUUUUCUGCAAGUUUGCCUUAAUUUCUCUUGAAUACCUCAUCAUCAAAAAUUCUGGAGAUAUGCCCCCAUGUGGUUCUAUAGAUAUUUACCUUUUCUAAGAGAAUGGCAAUUUGAGCGAGCUAGCAAUUUCCUGCAAUAUAUAUGAUCUGCAUGCCAACAAUAUAAUACAGUACAAAGUGGCAUACAACUAUAUAUCAAUCAUGAUUUUACAAGGGAGAUACAUCUAUAUAUCUAUUGCUCUGGCUCUUAAUUAAUAUCCUUCAAAGCAUGCACACAAUCACAUAUAUUUGCAUGGAUGUAGCAAUUACAAAAAGGAUCCAUUGUUUGAAUGCAUUUGGGUUGAGGAAUAUGAACCUAAACACAGAUAUUGCCUUCAUUCUUGUUGUGGCAAUUUCAUCCUUCUCCUGGGAGUGAAGCAGUAAUUGUCCAAGUCAUAUAAGAGGUUUGUUAAUUAGAUGUGCUUUUUUAUUAUUUGUGCUUUAAAUGUUUACUAGGAUAAUUUUUUGAUAAGAUGAUUAAUUGAUAGUUAACAAGCAAGGUUUGUGCAUUUUGAUUUCAUCAUUUUUUUUUUAGCUCUGGUUUAACACCAACGCUGAGCUCCUCCUCAUGUUGGUCAAACUAUAAAUAAUUUUUAGGAGCAAAGCUCUAAUUUUUUUUAUAAUUAUCAUUGAUAAUCAGGGUGUUUAUGCAAAAAUUGCAAAACUCAAUAUCCUUUUUGCAUAAACCCCCAGCAAGUUUGACUUCCAAAUCAUGAAAUCCAUGAUACUUUUGCGAGAACACCCUCAUUUUUAUUAGUAAUUAGUUGGGCGUUUUCCAUAAAAUUGUAAAACUUUCUGUCUGUUCUACAGAAAUCACAAUAACUUUGGUAAAAUUAUAUUAAUGUUUGAGGAUUUAUAUGAUAAUAAUGUCAGAAAAGUCACAAUUAAUUUGGUAAUAUUUGACUUUAACUGACAGUGUACACAACCAAUCUUUUUG
Molecule: messenger RNA, 2636 nt
Organism: Dioscorea cayenensis subsp. rotundata (Guinea yam)
Lineage: Eukaryota; Viridiplantae; Streptophyta; Magnoliopsida; Dioscoreales; Dioscoreaceae
Product: receptor-like protein EIX2
Exons: 2
Coding region: 438-1274 (278 amino acids)
Molecular function (GO): protein binding
Source: RefSeq, a predicted model, not a curated record